This is a messenger RNA of Diospyros lotus (date-plum), 1936 nucleotides long. Its product is annotated as putative UPF0481 protein At3g02645. The record is from RefSeq and is a predicted model, not a curated record. Bases 194 to 1855 code for a protein of 553 amino acids. NCBI's taxonomy places the organism in Eukaryota, Viridiplantae, Streptophyta, Magnoliopsida, Ericales, Ebenaceae. The transcript is spliced from 2 exons.
AUAGUCUCUCUCUCUCUCUCUUCUUUUGAGUACCAAAAGGGAAACUGCCACUCUCUCGGCAACUCUCUCUCUCUCUCUCACUCUUCAUUUGAGAACCAAAAGGGAAACUGCCACUCUCUCGGCAACUCUCUCUCUCUCUCACUCUUCAUUUGAGAACCAAAAGGGAAACUGCCACUCUCUCGGCAACAGACACAUGUCUGAAAUUGAACCCACCAUCAGUACGAAUUUGGUCUCCAGUUCAAGCUCCUGUUUCAUUGACGAGCAAAGAUGGGUGAUUCAGAUUCGGAAAACCCUAGACGAACAAGUACUGGAAGAAGAGGUCGAUAUCCCAGUCUGCAUCUUCAAUGUCCCCAAGAAGCUCUUGGCCACGGACCCUUAUUCCUAUAUCCCUCAACACGUCGCCUUAGGCCCUUACCAUUACUGGAGGCCCGACCUCUACGAGAAGCAGCGCCAUAAACUCGCCGCCGCCAAACGAACCCAGAAACAGCUUCCUCAGGAUUUCAAAUUCCAGCAUUUUGUAGACGAGGUGGCCAAGCUCGAAAACCAAAUCCGAGGUUGCUACCACAAGUACUUGGAUUUUAACGGCGAGACCUUGGCCUGGAUGAUGGCCGUCGACGCCGCCUUCUUGCUGGAAUUCAUUCAAGCUCCUGUAGGAAGAAAGUCGGCACACGGUGCCAUUCUCCGGGAUUUGGUGAUGCUCGAGAAUCAAAUUCCCAUGGUUUUGCUCACAAAGUUGUUGGAGUUUUUGCAGUUUUCGCCGGCGCCGGAAUCGGCCGAAAAGAUGCUUUUUUCCAAGUUGAUGGGAUUUUAUAAAGAGAUUUCGCCGUUUAAGACGGUGGAAAAAUUCCCAAAUUCCAAACUGGGGCAAUGCCCCCACUUACUGGACUUUUUGUACCACGCUAUGGUGCCCAAAUUACACGAGCCGCCAUCUGAGAUCUGUAUUGAAGUUGAUGAUCAACAAAGUGAAGCCAAAGAGAGCAAAGAAGAAGAAGGCAGCCAAUCUUUCGGGAAUUCAAAUCAGGUUAAACAACUGCUUGAUGAACUCUGGAAAAUGAUCCAGGAAUCAAGUCAAGGCCCACUAUAUGGUAUCAAAAGACUACUUCUUUCCGAGCCGGUUCAGGUUAUAUUGAAACUUCCAUGGACGAUAAUCUCAAAUCUUCCCGGAUUCAGGCUCUUGAAACCGCCAUUGGAGUACUUAUUCUUCUCCCAGGCCACCCAACAAACCAGCCAAGAAACCCAGACCUCAAUCUCCGAUGCCAACGUCAACAAGUCACCGUUGGUGGAGGAGAUCGCCAUCCCUUCCGUCACAGAGCUGUCCAGCGCCGGCGUCAGGUUCUCCCCCACGAACGGCUCCGUCAUGUCCAUCGCCUUCAACGCCGCCUCGGCCACGCUCUACCUCCCCGCCGUCCGGCUGGAGGCCAACACGGAGGCCACUCUCCGAAACCUAGUGGCCAACGAAGCAUGCAACGAAUCGGGGCCGUUGAUUUUGAGCCGAUACACCGAACUAAUGAACGGGAUCAUCGACACGGCCGACGAUGCCAGAUUACUCAGAGAAAGGGGGAUCAUUCUAAACCAUUUGAAGAGCGACGAAGAGGCUGCCGAUCUCUGGAACGGUAUGUGCAAAUCUGUGAGGUUGACGAGAGUGCCGUUUCUGGACAAAGUGAUCGAAGAUGUGAACAAGUAUUACAAAGGCAGGUGGAAAGUGAAGCUUCGCGGCUUCCUGAAGCUGUAUGUGUUUAAGUCAUGGAAGUUUCUGACGCUGCUGGGGGCGGUGUUGCUGCUGCUAUUGAUGAGCUUACAGGCGUUUUGCUCGGUGUAUAGCUGUGCUCGAAUAUUUCAUAUCAAAAGCAUUUGAUGACGUGGUUGUAAUCUCUUGAUUUAAUCCGUUCGGAAAACACAUAUACUUGUUUUGUUUAAUUAAUUACUUGAAUUAAUU